Molecule: messenger RNA, 3558 nt
Organism: Camarhynchus parvulus
Lineage: Eukaryota; Metazoa; Chordata; Aves; Passeriformes; Thraupidae
Gene: NSMAF
Product: neutral sphingomyelinase activation associated factor
Exons: 31
Coding region: 225-2981 (918 amino acids)
Molecular function (GO): protein binding
Source: RefSeq, a predicted model, not a curated record
ACACCGCAGCCCGGGCGAGGGCGCAGAGCCCUCGGCGCCGACUGACUGCGCUACCCCGGCCUUUUCCCUGUGCCGCCUUCCCCCGCCUCUCCGGCGGCACAAUCGGGGCGGGCCGGGCUCCCCAGCCCGGCUGCGGCCGCGGCCGGCCCGCUCUCCCCGCCUCCCUGAGGCGCGGCCUGGCCCGGCCCGGCCUGCUGUGGCGGCGGCACCGGCGGCUCGGCUCCAUGGCGUUCAUCCGCAGGCGGCGGCUGGAGCGGGAGCUGUACUCCAAGGAGAGGUUUUCACUGCUUCUUCUGAACCUGGAAGAAUAUUACUUUGAACAGCACACAGCUAAUCAUAUUAUAAAUAAAGAUGGCAAAGAUGAAAGAAAAUUCAGAGGCUCCCUAAAAAUCUGUUCAAAGUCAAUUAUUUUUGAACCAGAUGACAGUAUCCAGCCUAUUAUCAAGAUACCAUUGCGGGAUUGCAGUAGCAUAAAAGCCCCAGAAGAUAAUGAAGCAAGUAACCCUUUCACAAGGAAUACACCUGGAGGGAUUUCUGUAGUAUCUAGCCAGGUUUUUCUCAUUAAAGAAAGAAAUGUUAUUGCACCCUAUAAAACAGUAAGAGGUAGAACAGAACACUUAUUCCAACUGGAUGUUGUUUGGAAAGUAGGGGAUGUUGUGCAAACUCUACAUCAGCUUUACAGGGCUUCUUGUUUAGAUAAGAUGGGAGAUCAAGCUGCCAUGAUAACUGCUAUAUUACAAUCACGCUUGGCUAGAACUUCAUUUGAUAAAUUCAGAUUUCAAAGCAUUUCUGAAACGCUGCAUAUGGAAUGUAAAGCAGAAAUGGUGACGCCACUGGUGACUAAUCCAGGGCAUGUGUGCGUUAGUGAUGCUAACUUGUACUUCCAGCCUCUUAAUGGAUAUCCUAAACCAGUAGUACAAAUAACACUGCAAAAUGUGUGUCGCAUCUAUAAAAGAAGACAUGGGCUGAUGCCACUGGGACUUGAAGUAUUUUGCACAGAAAACGAUCUAUGUUCUGACAUCUACUUGAAAUUCUACAACUGUCAGGAUCGAGAUGAGGUCUAUCGCCUUAUUGCAAAAUAUAUAGAAAAUCAUAUUGCAGAGCACACAGCUGAAAGUUAUGUGUUGCAGUGGCAGCGAGGACAUAUAUCAAAUUACCAGUAUCUUCUCCAUCUCAACAAUCUGGCUGAUAGAAGCUGCAACGAUCUCUCCCAGUAUCCUGUGUUUCCUUGGAUCAUAGCAGACUACUCUAGUUCAGUGUUAGAUCUGACAAAGCCUGAAACAUUUCGUGACCUUAGUAAACCAGUUGGUGCCCUGAAUAAGGAAAGGCUGGAUAGACUUGUGAAACGUUACCAGGAAAUGCCAGAGCCCAAGUUCAUGUAUGGAAGCCAUUAUUCUUCGCCGGGUUAUGUUUUGUUUUAUCUCGUUAGAGUUGCUCCAGAAUACAUGCUCUGUCUGCAGAAUGGAAAGUUUGAUCAUGCUGACAGAAUGUUCAACAGCAUUGCAGAAACCUGGAAAAACUGUUUGGAUGGUGCAACAGAUUUCAAAGAGUUGAUUCCAGAAUUUUAUGAAAAUGAUUCCAGUUUUCUAGUAAAUAGUUUGAAGUUGGACUUGGGAAAAAGGCAAGGUGGAAAAAUGGUUGAAGAUGUAGAGCUUCCACCUUGGGCAUCAGGUCCUGAUGACUUUCUCCAGAAGUGCCAAGAGGCUUUAGAAAGUCCAUAUGUAUCAGAACAUCUUCAUGAAUGGAUUGACAUCAUAUUUGGCUACAAGCAGAAAGGAAGUGAAGCAGUUGCAGCUCACAAUGUGUUUCACCCAUUAACUUAUGAAGGAGGAGUGGAUUUAAACAGUAUUAUGGACCCCAAUGAAAAAGUAGCUCUGCUGACACAAAUCCUGGAGUUUGGACAGACGCCAAAACAGUUGUUUACAACCCCUCAUCCUCAAAGGAAAAUUCAGAAAUUGAAAAGCUUGUCUCGAACAUCUAGUCACAGCACUUCCAUAGCUGAGUCUCCAGUUUCUCCAAAUGAAGAAUCAUUUGAAGAUUUGACAGAAGAAAGUAUAACACUUGCCUGGAACAAUAUUGCCAAACUAAAAUUAGAUACAAAGUGUAAAAUUCACAAAGAGGCAAUUACUGGAAUAGCAGUCACUUGCAAUGGGUCUUCUGUUUUCACUACAUCCCAGGAUUCAACUUUGAAGAUGUUUUCCAGAGACUCAAAAACCAUCCAGAGAAGUGUGUCCUUUUCAAACAUGGCUUUGUCAUCUUGUCUAAUCUUACCAGGAGAUACCACUGUCAUAAGUUCUUCAUGGGACAAUCAUAUAUAUUUUUAUUCAAUUGCAUUUGGAAGACAGCAAGAUGUCCUGUUGGGCCAUGAUGAUGCAGUCAGCAAGAUCUGUUGGCGUGAUGGGCGCUUAUUUUCUGCAUCUUGGGAUUCCACUGUGAAGGUGUGGCACUGUGUUCCUGGAGAGACCUUGAGCAAUAAAAAACACCACUUUGAACUGCUUGCACAUUUAGAACAUGAUGUCAGUGUAAAUACAAUGGACAUUAAUGCUGCAAAUACCAUCCUGGCAUCUGGAACCAAAGAGGGUACCAUUAGUGUUUGGGAUGUUACUACAGCAACAGUGUUGCACCAGUUGCCACAUCAUUCUGGGACUAUAUUUCAUGCUGCUUUUAGUCCUGAUAGCAGACAUCUACUGAGCACCGGGGAGGACUGUUGUUUUAAAGUAAUAGAUGUACAAACUGGAAUGCUUGUAUCUUCUGUGACCACUGAAGAGCCACAGAGGUGCUUCAAAUGGGAUGGAAAUACCAUCUUAUCAGGAUCUCAGUCUGGUGAAUUACUGGUUUGGGACCUUCUGGGAGGAAAAGUUACUGAAAGAAUCAAAGGACAUACAGGUGCUGUAAUGUCCAUGUGGAUGAAUGAACAGUGCAACAGUGUUAUUACAGGAGGGGAAGAUAAACAAAUCAUGUUCUGGAAACUGCAAUACUAAGUGCCUUUCCCUCCAGUCAUUUAAAUGAACUCUAAUUUUAAACCAAACCUUUUAAAGGAACUUAACUCUGUGCAAUGAUGGCUGCUGAAGUUCAACCAGAUAGGAAGCUUUGUUCAAACACAACUUUCUAUGUUAUGUUGACUUCACUGAGAGCUCUUAACUUCCAUAGAGUAUGCAUUUGUUUUUCAUGGAUUAUCAUAUUGAAAUUGCUUGUGUAAAAUGAUAUGAAAUAAAAGACUUAUUUUUCUGUAAUUAAAGAGCUCAUAACUUGCAGUCAUUGUUGGAUUUACAUGGAAUGUAUCAUAGCUUGCUGUUUGAACUGCUUUGAAAGAAGAAGCAUUUGCAUUCUUAAUUUAAGCCUUUUAGGGUGUGUGGAGCUUAAUGCUGUCUGUCAUGUGCAGUCAACAUUUCUUCUUAGUGGAGAUGCAUGUGAUUAUAAAUCCUGUUUUGAACACCACAGCAGCUGCUGUUCUGAGCAGUCCCCAGUCUGGGCUCCUGACAGUCCUUAGCUGUGGCUAUUUGCAAAAGCAUACAGCACAGUAAGAACAAAUUCUCUCUUGCUUUUUCUUACUCAAAA